Elgaria multicarinata webbii is the source of this 2066-nucleotide messenger RNA. RefSeq names its product KIAA0040 ortholog. The record is from RefSeq and is a predicted model, not a curated record. The transcript has 3 exons. Bases 334 to 651 code for a protein of 105 amino acids. NCBI's taxonomy places the organism in Eukaryota, Metazoa, Chordata, Lepidosauria, Squamata, Anguidae.
CCGGGAGAUCGGAACUUCCGAGCCGGCCGGAGAGAUGGAGGCGCAAGCAAGAAGAGCGCGCUGAGAAGGAGCGGAUCAACUUCAGGAGGAACUGAUUCUGUACGUUUGCAACAGACUGCAUAUCGGCUGCGUAUACAGUGCUGAUCAGCUUGGAAAUCACUGACAUCCAUAACCCACCUCCUUCCUGAAACCGCUCUCAAGGGACUGGUUGGAGGAGUUCGUCCACAUUUCAAAGGCUGACGAAACUCAGCUGCCACUCUUAGGUGCAGGCCAAGGCCGAGGGAAGUGGCCUUAACAUCCUGCCAGCCCUUCUUCCAGCUAGAGAAAGCCGCCAUGGAGCAGAUUGGAAGCUUUUUCCACGCAAUUGGGACUUUCAUCCACACCAAGCAUCAGGAGGGCAUUUACAACACCGUCUGCCUGGCUGUGGUGCUGGGGCUGCCGGUCCUUGUCGUCCUGGUUGGUGUCUUCAUCUGUUGCCACUGCUGCUUCUGUGGCCGGCGGCAAAAGGACCACAGUGGCUCCAGCAGCAGCAGUCCUUCCCAGCGGAAGAAAAGGAACAAGUUGAUGAGAAAGAAGAAAGAAGAAGAUCUCUGGAUCUCAGCCCAGCCCAAACUGUUCCUGCUGGAAAAGAGGCCAUCUCUGCUGGCCUAGAGAAAGCCAGGCGAACAAGGACUAUUCCUCUUACAAGGUUUUGUAGCACUUUGGGGCUGAGGACUUUGCGUACUGGACUCCCUCCCCUUUAAGAGUGGUGUGCAGCUUUUCUUAAAAAGAAAGAAAGAGGGGAACAAAGGCUUUUGGAAUGUCACUGGGAUGUUCUGGGAAGUCCCUAUUUGGGCAUAUGUUUACAAGCACUCUGCUAAUUGCACCCGGGCGAGAUGAACGAAUGCCUAUACCAGUAUACAUGCUAGUUCAAUGGGUAGCCAAGAACAUGCUUAUAUGCACUUGCCAGCACAUUUAGCUUUACGAAGAAGCUUCUGUGGCCUUGGGGCUGAAGGACACAAAAGAGAAUGUUUAUUCCAACUAACAAACCUUGCACUGACACCAGUCUGUGCACUAGCAAGCAGGCGUUCACAGCUGCACACAACAUGUAUGGAUAACAUGCAUUGCCAUAUAUAUCCAGAUUGCACCCAGAUGAACAGAGACCUGCUUCAGGUGUCUUUAAAUGGGGGUCAGAGGAGGAGGGUAGGGUCUACCCAUGACUAGCAUUUAUCCUGGAUAGCUAAACUGUACAUUUAGUUCAGAGACAGGGUUCCAUCCUUGGAGGGCGGCCAUGGCCUUCACGCCCUGCUUGUGGGCUUCACGGAAGAAUCUAAUGGGGCAGUUAAAUGCCAAGGGUCCCCUCUGAAGCAAGGCGUCAUAAACUCACCACAAUAUCUUCCUCAUAACACUCUCUAACCAAGGCUUUAUGUAUUCUGCAAUUGUGCUAGAGAAUUCAGCAUGCCAAGAACCAUUCUUCAAAAGUGCCAUGAUUCUAGGCCUUGGGGCUGCAGCAACAGGCUCAAGAGUCUGUGGGCGGUGCCUGAUCAAAGCUCAGAGUGGGGAGUGAGCAGGACUUCUAGGGCUGAGGCUUCAGCAUCGUUCUGAGCAAUUCGCCUCUCCCCAUGACUAGCAAAAGCAGAAAAGAUGAUGCAAAAUAGGCACACGUGCACAAGUAUUUCCCCCAGCACAGUCUUUCCUGUGCCAGCUCAUUUCUUCUUAAGGCCUUCACAAAUAACAGGUGUCAUCCAGCCAACGCGGAAUACUUUUCAGUUCCACUGAUUUCACUGAGGGAGUUACAUAGAUAACUCUUCCCCACUGAAAUCAAAGGGACUUAUAAGUUGGACUCGAUGGCCUUACAGUAGGGUGACCCUAUGAAAAGGAGGACAGGGCUCCUGUAUUUUUAACAGUUGUAUUGGAAAAGGGAAUUUCAGCAGGCGUCAUUGGUAUAUAUGAGGAACCUGCUGAAAUUCCCUCUUCAUCACAACAGUUAAAGCUGCAGGAGCUAUACUAGAGUGACCAGAUUUAAAGGAGGGCAGCUUUAACUGGUGUGAUGAAGAUGAAAUUUCCCCAGGUUCCCCAGAUAUACA